GUCCAGGCCUGUCUUCCGCAACCGCAAAGGUUUACCUCUUCCCUCGUCACCCCCUUCAUUCAUCUGCGUUUUCCUCUUCACAAUGACUACCACUCUCCCCCUCCUCCACUUCAACGAUGUGUAUCGCGUCAACCCACAGAAGCUUGCGCCGGGCUCGAGUGAUACCAUCGACGUGACCCAGUUCGCCGCGAUGUUGGACGAUCUGCGGCAGGGAUGGGACGCCAGACCUGACGGCGCUCGAGAGGGGCUUGUGCUUUUCUCUGGGGAUGUGUUUGCGCCGUCUGUGGAGAGCUCUGUGACGAGAGGGAGCCAUAUGGUUCCCGUCAUGAACGAGAUCGCGCCUGACGUGUCUUUGACCGGGAACCAUGACUUUGAUUUCGGGUAUCCACACCUUUCCAAGCUCAUCGCAGGCACCAAAUUUCCGUGGGUCUUAAGCAAUAUCAUCGACAGAAAUACGGGUACAGUGCCGGACGUCUUGAAAGAGUUUUAUGUGCUCGAACGAUGCGGUCUUCGCAUUGGUGUCAUUGGGCUCGUCGAAAAGGAGUGGAUCGGCACUGUCGCCACUUGGCCAGCGAAUUUCGAGCAUAGGGAUAUGGCAGAAACAGGACUUGACCUUUCCCGCCGUCUCCGUGAUCCGCAAGGAGAGCAUCGAUGCGACAUCGUGCUUGCGUUGACUCAUUCUCGGAUACCCAACGAUAUCGCCCUCGCGAAAGCCCUAUUCGCUCUGUCGCCUUCUGAGCAGGAGAAAAAUCCUAUCGCAGACCAACACGGCGUCGACCUCCUCCUUGGCGGUCAUGACCAUCUUUACUACAUCAGCAAAGGCGUCAAUGCGUGGGAGAACCACGAAGUCAACCAGGACGUCCUUGGUGCUGAGAGCGACAACGGCGACGUUCUGGUCGUGAAGAGCGGGACUGACUUCCGGGACCUCAGUGAGGUACUUUUAGAGCUAUCGGAUACGCCGGAGGGGAGCGUAAGGAGAAAGGUGAUUAGCAAACUCACUGGAAAGCACCACGAGACGAAGCCAGGAUCUCCAGGCUCGCAAGGAUUGAAGGAGGUACUGAAGACGGUCUUGUCAUCGAUCACGGAUACCUUGAAAGCGCCGCUAUGCAAGACCACCACGGUCCUGGAUUGCCGUUCGCAGCUCGUUCGCGUGGAGGAGUCUGCAGCUGGCAACUGGUUUGCUGACGUCGUCAGACACGCCUACGAUGACAGCCUCUGCGUCAAGGGUAGUGGUGGAGCGGAUCUGGUCCUCCUUUGCGGUGGAACGCUGCGCGGUGACUCGCAGUACGGUCCAGGCGUAAUUACCCUCGGCGAUAUCCUGGAGAUCUUGCCGUUCGAGGACCCUAUCAUCGUGCUUGAGCUGGAUGGCGAAGCAAUCUGGGAUGCGCUUGAAACUGGUUUCUCGACCUGGCCUGCUCAGGAGGGACGCUUCCCCAUCGUUUCCGGCAUCCGGGUAUCCUGGGACUCGCGCCGUGAGCCGGGAAAUCGAGUGUUGGGGAUCUGGCUGCAGAAUGAGAUCGAGGAUAGCAAUGAUGGCGGUUCAAAUAGUGGUCGGUCUACACCUAGACUGGCGGACGGCGAGCCUAUCAAGCGCGAGAAAGGCGGACGACUGUACAAGGUCGUGAGCCGUGAAUACAUGGCGCAAGGAUAUGACGGCUUCACAUCGCUGCCCGGACAUAGAUACCUCAUCGACGACGAGGAAGGCCAGCUCAUGAGCACCAUCGUGCGCAAGUACCUCCUCGGCUCCCAAUUCGUCAACAAGAUGUCCCACAUCAUUCACCGCCGCCCCUCCACCGACGGCAUUAUGCAUCAGGCCACCCUCCAUGCCAUCGCACGCGAGCGGCACCACCGCGAGCGCCGCCAGCGCGACGCGCGCCCCGAGAACAAAGCCAUCACGCAGUGGAAGCACGCGAUGGACCUCGCGCUGAAGCACCGGCGCCCGAAGGCGCACUACCGGGAGCAGUUUAGCGUGAGCCAGACGGAGCAUAUGAGUGAGGUAGAUGUGUACGAUGGGAAGAGCGCGCGGGCGGGGAAGGGGGUGGAGGUGCCGAAGACGAAGGAGGUGGAUCCGGAUUUGCUGGUCAUCUCGCCGGUGGUGGAUGGGAGGAUGAAGGACGAGGGGAGGAGCUAAACGCGUCUCAGCGCUAUCGCGAGUCUUCUUUACCCACUGGACUUUUGGAACGGGCAAAAUGAUGCAAAUGGAUCGUUGGAUUGGGAUACCGAGUCGCGGGAAACUAGAGGCUAUUCUACAUGAAGUUCGUGAGUUCCAGAGCGUUGAGAGUCAUGUACAGUCGUGGUAAUGCAGUGAUAUAUACGUGAGGGUCAUUAAUGCGCGAUUAAGUAU
Molecule: messenger RNA, 2344 nt
Organism: Schizophyllum commune H4-8
Lineage: Eukaryota; Fungi; Basidiomycota; Agaricomycetes; Agaricales; Schizophyllaceae
Product: Metallo-dependent phosphatase
Exons: 14
Coding region: 83-2131 (682 amino acids)
Biological process (GO): nucleotide catabolic process
Molecular function (GO): hydrolase activity
Source: RefSeq, a predicted model, not a curated record